Molecule: messenger RNA, 450 nt
Organism: Guyanagaster necrorhizus
Lineage: Eukaryota; Fungi; Basidiomycota; Agaricomycetes; Agaricales; Physalacriaceae
Exons: 6
Coding region: 56-376 (106 amino acids)
Source: RefSeq, a predicted model, not a curated record
AUCCUUUCUUGCAACUCACUCCCAUCAUCAACACUUAUAUUUUAUAUCUAACGACAUGGGUUGGUUCAGUGAUGACUCUGACCAGGCUCAAGCCUACGACCAGGUUGUCAACGCUCCCCACAAGGCUGAGCUCUCUCACGAGUUGAUUGCUGCUGCCGCGUCGUACGAGGCUGCUAAGGCUUACGAGAAGCACUGCGAUGAGAAUGGCCAGCCCCAGUCUCACGAAAAGGCCAAAGAGAUCCUUGCCGCCUUCUCAGGAGCCUUUGUCGACCGUAUGGUUGAGACCAAAGGGCUUGACUACAUCGAUACGGUCAAGGCUAAGCAUCAUGCUAAGGAGCAGGCACACGAAGCUCUCGUUGAAUAUGGUGAUUAUUAGAUAAAUGAAUAACAACGUUUGUAAAUUGUGAAUACCUAUUGUAACAUGACCUGAAUUGCUUUUCGGAAGAGCUA